GGGCGGCUGGGAGACCAGAUGCCUGGGUUCCUUGGGAGGCUGCAGGGCUUGCUGGGUUGUCCCAGUCAGAUAAGAGUCCCUCCUGGAGUACUUGGCUAUCUGCUCCAGGCCCCGGACACCAGUGCUCUGGGCUUACCUCUGGCCUCCUACCAUCCCCCUGCAGUCAUGAUGGAUGCCCUGCGGGUGGGCUGCGGGACCUGUAACCGGCUCCUUUCAGACACCGCGGCUGGACUGAGCAUAUCCAGCUCCUGCUGCUACACGGACCUGUGCAAAGCGACCAACAUUCGUGACCCACGUCCCAGUUGGCGUCUCCCGUGUCAAAGCUGUGUGGGAUCUGCCAAAGCCUGUGGCCCCAACACCCCGACUUUGACCUGCGUUGACCCCCAGGCCCAGUGUCUGCAGCUGUCCCGGCGCCUGCUGCCUGGGGAGCAGGGAGACACCAUGUACAAGGCAUACGGGUGGCGAGGGCGCCCCGAAGAGCUGCUGGCCCUUGCUGUGGGGCCUGACCUCACCUAUGUGCACGUGCAGCGCUGCCAUGGGACCAGCUGCAACAACGGCUCCUUUGCUGAGGUGCCCCGGGGGAAGCCCAAUGGGAAGCGCUGUUACACCUGCCGGGAGACAGGAGCAGGAGAGUGCAACCGUCGGCAGCUGCAGAGCAUGAGGUGUACAGGGGCCAUGGACCAGUGUGUGAAAGUCCAGAGCACAGACAAGAACAACCCUAGGACCCUGCUCUGCGGCUGCGGCACCCCCAACCUCUGCCACCCCUGGCAGCCCCUGGCACGCCUCCUGCUGCCCUCGGGCCACAAGAUCUACUGCUGCUCUGAGAGCCUCUGCAACCGUGCAGCCCCCCGUUGGGACCCCCUGCCCACCCUGCUGCUGCCCCUGACAUUGCUGCUGCUGCUGGGGGCAGUCUGGAACUGAACGGGUGGCAGGGAACCCAGGCAUCUGGGCUGGGACCCGCUGGAACCUGUUCAACUCCCAGGUAGACUCAGGUGUCCAAGACACACUCACAGAACACACGUAUCUGAGCUCUAAAUCACGUGAACCCAUUCCUCGUGCAGGGAACCGAAGUGUCCAACACACACACACACACACACACACACACACACACACACACACACACUGCCUCGCCCCUCCCCCUGUCUCCAUGGUCCGAAGACUUAUGGGUGUCCACAAGGAGGCAGUGCCCACUUUGACUUUCAAAUAAUGCCCCCCUGCCCUCCAUCUUGCUCCAGGAGCAACAGAGCCUUUGAAAUACCCCCUGGAAGGAGCAACUCCGAUGUCCUGCCUGGUAAACACGCCGGUGCUGCCCUGCUGGCUUCCUGGGGGUCAGGUCCUUAUACAUAACAACCCAUUUUCUCAUUAGCAGGCUAGACAUCUACCCCCUCCUCCUGCUGUUGAACCCCUGUGACCAUCACGGGGGAGGGAGUGCAGUAGCAGGGGGUGUCCUGCAGGGGAGCGGUGCCCUUGGAGGACCUCCUCCUGCCCAUGGGGGUCCCUUGUUUGCUAGGAGCCCCUGCUGAACAUCCCCUUUGGGACCCCCCUUGCAAGCAGCAGAGGGGAUUAUGGCUGGGAGGAUCUCGGGGAAUCCAGUGAAUCUCUAGGCCCGGAUCCAUGUGAGAGCAACGGGGCACCUGAUUGGCUGGGAUCAGCAUGUGGGUCUCCUAGCUCCAAACCUGGUGCUAGGCCUUGGACGUACCUCUGAGAUGCAGUGCCUUCCUCCUGGUGUCAAGUCCAAGCCCAUCAUGUCUACUACAUGUCCAUUAAUUAAAUUAUUACACAACACCCAUGGAUCAAUCUGGAUUUUGCAGGAAACGAUCAUUCCUAAAAAUUCAAAAGAAAUAUUGUUAAUUCUCAGUAGGCAUCCGGUACAAAGAAAAUUUUGUGGUGUUCUGUAUAAACAUGUCAGGCUGUCAAUCAAUCAAUCUGCACUCCAUCAGUCAAUAAAUCAAGAGCCUGAAGUUUCUUCCAAAAGUUACAAGAUACUUGAUGGAUGGGUUAUUUCUAGUGAACAGAUACUGGCAAUUAAACUACAAUUACUGCCAUU
This is a messenger RNA of Alligator mississippiensis (American alligator), 2047 nucleotides long. RefSeq names its product urokinase plasminogen activator surface receptor. The transcript is spliced from 5 exons. Lineage: Eukaryota; Metazoa; Chordata; Crocodylia; Alligatoridae. The record is from RefSeq and is a predicted model, not a curated record. Gene Ontology annotation, cellular component: plasma membrane. Bases 19 to 921 code for a protein of 300 amino acids.